Helobdella robusta is the source of this 2299-nucleotide messenger RNA. RefSeq lists its product as hypothetical. Lineage: Eukaryota; Metazoa; Annelida; Clitellata; Rhynchobdellida; Glossiphoniidae. The record is from RefSeq and is a predicted model, not a curated record. Gene Ontology annotation, biological process: nervous system development; regulation of gene expression. Gene Ontology annotation, molecular function: mRNA 3'-UTR binding. Bases 217 to 1701 code for a protein of 494 amino acids. The transcript has 18 exons. Gene Ontology annotation, cellular component: cytoplasm; cytosol; nucleus.
CGUAUAUCUAUUUAAUCUCACCUUUUUGGGUUUCUUUUUGGAGUUUUUGUAGUUAUUUUGCUAAUUUUUAUAAAUUAAAAGUCGUUUUUGUUCGUUUUAUAUCUUCUAUUUGUUUGAAAAACAAUUUAUAUUAUUUGCAAAGUGAGAACAGCUAACUUCACGUGCUAAAUAAAAUUUCCGGUAAAACGAAUUCAGCGUCUAAAAAAAGCUUGCAUUAUGAGUCCCACCGGCCAACAAGUUAGCUCAAACCGUUCAAAGGAUAGGGCCAUUCGCAUUCGAAACCUGCCCCAUGAUGUUCAUGUGGAAGACAUUAAGCACAUGGUCAGACAUAUUGGAGCAGUCGAAAAGUGUGAGUUCAUUAGUGAUGGGUCGGCUUUGGUUGUGUUUGAGACACCAGAUCAUGCAAAACAGGCCUUUACCAGGUUGAAUUCAUAUGUUUACCAUGACCAGAAGCUAAGAGUUGACAUCCUGCCUAGUCAAUCAAAGAUGGACCCCUCCUCUUCCUCAUCAUCUCACUACAGGAAUGGAACUGUCAAUCAUUCCUACAGCGGUGGGUCCAAUAUAGUUGGUGGUAGAAAGCCAAGUUGUCCUCUGAGGAUAUUGGUAGCUGGUGAUUUGGUGGGUGCCAUUAUAGGCAAGAAAGGUUCCACAGUCAAAAGUAUUACAACUCAACAUAAAGCUAGAGUUGAUGUUCAUGGCAAGGAAAAUACUGGUCUGGCUGAAAAGGUGAUUAGUAUCUAUGGUCAACCAGACAACUGCUCGAAUGCCCUUAGAGGCAUGUUAAAGAUUCUUGAGGAAGAAUCACAUAAUGUCAACAGAGGGUCGUUUGUGUUGAAGAUGUUGGCAGAGGACAGGUACUGUGGACGAAUCAUAGGAAAAGAGGGCAAGUUUAUUAAGAAGGUCAAGGAGGACACUGACACCAAGAUCACUCUCUCCAACAUGCAGGACUUGAUGUCCAUCUACCCUGACCGCAUCAUCACCAUCAAGGGAGACAUUGAUGGCAUGGUCAAGGCUCAGUCUGCCAUAUCUGCCAAGCUGAAUGAGUGCCUGGAGAAGGAUAUGGUCAAUAAUAAUAACAUGUUGAUACCAUCAAAUGGUAUGCAUGACAGCAGAAGGAUCAAUGGACAUUCUGGACCAGCCAGCCAUCCAUCCGGUCAUCCAAUUUCCUCGCACCACCCCUCAAACAUGACCGCCUCAACGGUGGGUACAUCAGAGAUGUGCCAGAUAAGCGUGCCAAACUCUAUGGUGGGCAGUAUCAUUGGAGCUGGUGGCUCCAUCAUCAAACAGAUCAUGCUUGAUUCUAAUGCCCACGUUGUGGUUGAACCGAAGCAUGAUACAGAACACAAGGAUGCUGAGAGAGUGGUCACAAUCAGAGGAAGUGCUGAUGCUUGUUGGAAGGCCAGUUAUUUCAUAUUUGAAAAAGUGAAAGGCGAGAGCAUGUCUGGAGGUGAUGAUCGACUCAAAACUGGCAUCAAAGUACCAAAAUCGAUGGUGGGUCGCAUAGUCGGGAAGAAUGGUCGUAGCAUCCGCGAGAUUCAGAGGCUGACCGGAGCCAACAUCAAACUUCCCGACAGGCAGGACGAAGAUGAAGUACUCAUCGAGGUCUUUGGAAAUUUCAUGGCUACUCAGGGUGCCCACAAUCGAAUUCGAGCUCUCAUCAGCCAACCAGAUGGAACCUUCUCUCGACCAAUCAGAAUUUAAGUGUCAUCAUCAAUCAUCAUCAUCUACUGCCUCAUCAUCACUUUCUCUUAAUCACCAGUUCUUUCUCUAUCGUCACAUUCGUCAUUAUUAUCAUCAUUUUUUCUAAUUUUUUUUGUGUAACUUUCACCAUCUUCUUAACAGUCCACAUGCUCAUUUUUCUUCGUUAUCAUCGUUCUAUCAUCAUCGUCAUCCGUUAUCAUCAUCACCAUUACCAGUGUGUCAUCAUCACCUUCAUUAUCAUUAUCUCUAUCUACAUAAUUGUUGUUGUUAACGUCAUUAUCAUUUGUCUUGAUGUACAUGCUCAUCUGGUAACUAUUGUGCUUCUCAAAAUUAUUAUUAUUAUUUCUCACUCGUCUGUAUUAAUAUUAUUAUCAAUCUUCGUUUUGCGUCCAGAGACCCGGUUCCCCUAGGUAGGACGCUGUAUUAAUAUUAUUAUGAUUAUUAUGAAGAUUAUUUGUCUUGUCGUCAUCAUCGACGUUGUAUUGGGUUUCUUUUUUUUUGUGUCAUUGCUGAUAGCUAUACUCAAUACUUAUAUGUAUUUAUUGAUUUGAUUUCUUUAUUUCUUUAUUUAUUUAAUGUUUUUCGUUAAUUUUUUUAA